AGUAUCAUUGACGCUGCUCAAAUGAACAUACGCUCCUCUCUCAUCUCGGCUUCCAUCCAGGAAGCCGUCUCAAGCCCCAGCGACGCCACUCCGCGACGCAACAAACUAUUCCGCCUCCUCUUCUGGAUCAUCGAGUUUCUGUCGCUUCUCCGUCUCCGCCUUGCCCGCUACCGCCAUGCCGACUUCCGAGCCCUACGCAAGUACGUGUGGAAGCUCGACGAAGAUGAGUACAUUGGUUCAUUUCAGCCUGGCGCCGGGGCCCUCAAACCAGUCGGCGAUCUCGGCUACAGCGGGUCGACCUUUUUCACCACCGCCAACUCCAAGUACCUGAUUAAGUCACUUCCACGGCGGUUCGAGCAUCAGUUUUUCACGCACGACCUUUUGGAGCCCUACAUAGGUCACAUGCGUGCCAACCCGCACAGCCUGCUCGUGCGCAUCGCCGACAUGGUUUUUACCCCACAGGCGACACUGGGGGGAAUCCUGGGGACGGCACCGACGCACCACAUUGUCAUGGAGAACUUGAUGUACGGCAAGCAGGGUGAUGGGUGGGAGACGUACGACCUCAAACCCAACGACUACUUUUUCCCCGAGCGCGACAUCAUGGAUGGCGCCUUGGUGCCCAACAGCGUGCUGGACAAGUUGGUGGAUGAGUUCAAGGACAAGGUCAAGGUGACGGCGGAACAAAAAGCCCAACUUUUGAACAGCCUGGAAAAGGAUACAGACCUCCUGUCGAGGAACAAUGCGAUCGACUAUUCUCUCUUCCUGGUGAGAUACCCAGCAGACGCAGAGGCAUCGGUGAUAUCGUCGGACGCGGACGCGUGGCGAACAGGAAUGAAGGAUCGACAAGGCAAAUGGGUGUAUCGCGUUGUGGUGUUGGACUUUUUCUGGGCAAGACACAAGUUUCACGCGCGGGCCAUGACAGGGCUUGUCAAACUGUUUAACAAGGUGGCUCACCGAGGACCAAUGUCGAUCACGGCCAACCCAUCCGAGUACCGCGAACGGUUUUUGGGCAUGGUGAGACAAAUCGUCGAGGAUUCGUAAUUGACAGUAGGCUAUAGUCGCUAGCGCAUCAGUCACAGCCCGAUUUUAGGUCUAGUACAACAGUUCUGCAGACUGCAGCCAAGGUGACGCAAUGCUAGCAUGUGAACCGUCCCGUCUGUCGACGGUCAGC
This is a messenger RNA of Pyricularia oryzae 70-15, 1171 nucleotides long. RefSeq lists its product as uncharacterized. The record is from RefSeq and is a predicted model, not a curated record. Gene Ontology annotation, biological process: phosphatidylinositol metabolic process. Lineage: Eukaryota; Fungi; Ascomycota; Sordariomycetes; Magnaporthales; Pyriculariaceae. The transcript has a single exon. Bases 22 to 1041 code for a protein of 339 amino acids. Gene Ontology annotation, molecular function: phosphatidylinositol kinase activity.